Molecule: messenger RNA, 835 nt
Organism: Petromyzon marinus (sea lamprey)
Lineage: Eukaryota; Metazoa; Chordata; Hyperoartia; Petromyzontiformes; Petromyzontidae
Source: RefSeq, a predicted model, not a curated record
ACAGCCAGAGACUGCCUGAGCUACAGCCAGUGACUUCCUGAGCUACAGCCAGUGCCCGUCUCUGAGUGGAGGCACAGGGCCAUGGCGAGUGCAGCUCCCAGUGGUAGAGAGGCACCAGGGGAGUUGACCUGCCCCAUCUGCCUGGACGCCUUCCGCUGCCCCUGCACGCUCAGCUGCAGCCACUCGUUCUGCCUCAAGUGCGUGGAGGACGCCUGGGAUGCUGCCGAGUCCUUCUCCUGCCCACAGUGCCGAGUGACCUUCCCUCGGAGGCCCCAGCUGAACAAGAGCGUGACGCUCACCAACCUCAUCGAGCAGCUGGGAGUGGCUGAGCCCAUGGCUGCCGAUGCUGCUGCUUCUGCUGUUUGCUGCGAUCAUUGCAGGAAGCCCGCAGUGAAGACUUGCCUCAAGUGUGAGACGUCGUUCUGUAUGGCCCACGUCGCGCCCCACCGGCAGUUGGCAAAGUUUCGUGACCACGUCCUGGUGUCGCCCGGUGUGAACCUGGAGAAUCGACGGUGCGUGGAGCACGGAGACGAGUACCGCUUCUACUGCGUUAACGACAGACGCCUCGUCUGCAGGGACUGCACCGUCACUGUGGAUCAUCGAGGGCACGAGCUCGUCACUCUGAAGGUGGAGCACGACAAACGAAAGGUGAGGAGGAGGUUCUCACGGUCACCGAGUAGUACCCACGAUACCGCAGCAUCAGCUGAUGAACUCUGUCAUUGGCUCUCAACAGCACAGCGAGUGGCUCAGACUCAUUUUAAAGUGGAUUUAAUAUUUUACAUGACCGUCAAUUUAUUUUUCAAACAAGUGUUUGAAGGGUAGAUUCAUAGUACAG